This is a messenger RNA of Trichosurus vulpecula (common brushtail), 830 nucleotides long. RefSeq names its product fatty acid binding protein 7 (gene FABP7). Gene Ontology annotation, molecular function: fatty acid binding. The coding region runs from base 147 to 545 and encodes 132 amino acids. The record is from RefSeq and is a predicted model, not a curated record. The transcript has 4 exons. Gene Ontology annotation, cellular component: nucleus; cytosol. Lineage: Eukaryota; Metazoa; Chordata; Mammalia; Diprotodontia; Phalangeridae. Gene Ontology annotation, biological process: fatty acid transport.
AGCUCUAAUCCUUGCUCUUUGCCCGCCUCUUCUUCAAAUAAGAAGCUGGAGCUGAAGUGCGGGGGGAUUUGCUAAACCACAGGGCCAGGAAAAUCAGGCAGAUCUUCUCAGUUGUCUGAAGCUAGAGAGGGAGAAAAAAAAAAAGAAUGGUGGAGGCUUUCUGUGCUACCUGGAAGCUGACCGACAGCCAUAACUUUGAUGAAUACAUGAAGGCACUAGGAGUGGGCUUUGCCACUAGGCAGGUGGGGAAUGUGACUAAACCAACAGUGAUAAUCAGUCAAGAAGGGGACAAAGUGGUGAUAAGGACUCAGAGCACCUUCAAGAACACAGAAAUCAGCUUCCACUUGGGAGAAGAAUUUGAUGAAACGACUCCGGAUGAUAGGAACUGCAAAUCUGUUGUGAGCCUGGAUGGUGACAAGCUAGUUCAUGUUCAGAAAUGGGAUGGCAAAGAGACAAACUUUGUAAGAGAAAUUAAGGAUGGCAAAAUGGUUAUGACUCUCACCUUUGGAGAUGUGGUGGCUGUUCGUCACUAUGAGAAGGCAUAAACAGCAUCAUGAUGGUCCCCUGUGCAGAUGAACAUUUCAAGAGAAGUUUUUGUUUUUUUUCUGUUACUCUGAUGAGUAUCACCAUACUACUGAUGUGAAUGCCAUUUUGAGCUGGAAAGUGAUGACCCUUUUAAAAAUGUUGCUCGAGUCAGUUAUUCCACUUCUUGUUAAAUGAAUACUUACGAAAACUUUGCAUGGUCUUAGAACCACAUUUUUUACAAAAUAAAAAUAAAUAAUUUUUUAUGAUUUGUGGGGAGAAAUUCACGUCAAAUAAAGAUAACAUGC